Molecule: messenger RNA, 3637 nt
Organism: Solea solea (common sole)
Lineage: Eukaryota; Metazoa; Chordata; Actinopteri; Pleuronectiformes; Soleidae
Gene: atg7
Product: ATG7 autophagy related 7 homolog (S. cerevisiae)
Exons: 19
Coding region: 461-2617 (718 amino acids)
Biological process (GO): piecemeal microautophagy of the nucleus; autophagosome assembly; cellular response to nitrogen starvation
Cellular component (GO): phagophore assembly site; cytoplasm
Molecular function (GO): Atg8 activating enzyme activity; Atg12 activating enzyme activity
Source: RefSeq, a predicted model, not a curated record
GUAAACUUCAAAUGAAAACGAGCUCGUAAUUGCUUUAUAUCGAUCUCGUUACGUGGAUAAAUGAAUGUUGGUAUAUUAUAUAUUGUACAUUUGGCCGUAACUUGUCCUGCUGAAGGCGGUGGCAUUAACUGAUCCCUGACACAGAGUGACUUUACACGCGACAGCUUCACAUCCUGGUUCAGUUCGACAUGAAAAGAAACGGCGCGUACAAGUUCCUGUCAGUUUUCUCCUGCUUUAUCGUCGUCCUUUUCUUGUUUUUGUUUUGGUCCUUCAUAAUCUACUCAAUGGUGCUUGCACCGUAAAGCCCAGACGAGAGCGAUUUCUACCGUGGUUAGCCACUAGCCAGUAGAGGCUAGUUUGACGGGCUACUUACCCACAGUGCAUUGCUUUGUUGACAGCUUGUCACAUGAUCAGCUUCCCCAGGAAGUAAGGAUUUGUGUGGCCUAUUAGUGAAGGUGCGAUGGCCUCUGAUCCCAGCGGAGCAGCGUCGUCGCCUGCAGAUCUCAAGCUGCAGUUCGCUCCCUUCAGCAGCGCUCUGGAGGCAGGUUUCUGGCACCAGCUUACUCAGAAGAAACUCAAUGACUAUAGGCUGGACGAGAGCCCCAAAUGUAUCAAGGGAUAUUACUACAAUGGUGACACAGUUGGUUUUCCCACACGUCUGACUUUGGAGUUCAGUGCAUUUGAUGUGGAUGGUCCAACUCCAGCUCAUUGUUGUCCAGCUGUUGGAACACUGUACAACACCAACACGCUCGAUGCCUUCAAGACCACAGAUAAGAAGGCUCUGCUGGAGAAGGAAGCCAAAGAGAUAUGGGAUGCCAUACAAUCUGGGGCUGCACUGAAGGACCCAUCCAUCCUCUGCAGAUUCAUUCUGCUGACCUUUGCAGAUCUGAAGAAGUACCAUUUCUAUUACUGGUUCUGCUUCCCUGCACUCUGCUUCCCCGAGGGUAUUAAGAUUGUCCAGCCACCCUCUGUCCUUGAUCAAGUUUUCUCAGCAAAACAGAUCACAGCCUUACAGGAGGCAUAUGACGACCUGUGGAUCAAAAGUGGAGCAGGUCCUUACUUUCUCAUGAAGUACACGGACACAACUGUUCAGCUGGCUCCCCUCGGAGACUGGGAUACGUUCUUCACAGAUACUAAAAAGGUUACCGUGGGUUUCUAUGAUCCGUGCACACUGGCUCAGCAUCCAGGCUGGCCUUUGAGAAAUCUACUGAUUCUCAUAGCUAGCCGAUGGGGGUCUAAGCUGGACACAGUGGAGGUGCUGUGUUUCCGGGACAGAACUCUGCAGGGAAGCCGCUCCAUUCAGCACAGUGUUAUGAUCCAGGUCAAACUACCUGAACUUUCCAACCACUUAGCGUGUCCAAAGAGUGUUGGGUGGGAGAAAAACCCAAAGGGUGCCAUGGGACCCAGGAUGGUGAACCUUAGUGAAUGCAUGGACCCAAAGAGACUUGCAGAGUCCUCAGUGGAUCUUAACCUGAAGCUGAUGAGAUGGAGGUUAGUUCCUUCCUUGGAUCUGGACAAGGUGGUCAACACAAAGUGUCUUCUCCUGGGAGCUGGGACUCUGGGCUGCAAUGUAGCCAGGACUCUUAUGGGAUGGGGAGUGAGACACAUCACAUUUGUAGACAAUGCCAAGAUCUCGUACUCCAAUCCAGUUCGGCAGCCUCUUUAUGAGUUUGAGGACUGUCUCGACGGAGGGAAGUCAAAAGCGAUGGCUGCUGUUGACCGACUCACCAAAAUCUUUCCAGGCGUGAGUUCCAAAGGAUACAAUAUGAGCAUCCCAAUGCCGGGUCACCCGGUCAAUUUCUCCCAGACGACUCUCUCCCAGGCCCAGAGGGACGUCGAGCAGCUGGAGAAGCUAAUUUCAGAGCACGACGUGGUUUUCUUGCUCAUGGACACAAGAGAGAGCCGCUGGCUGCCGACAGUGAUAGCCGCUAGCAAAAGGAAGCUCGUGGUGAACGCCGCUUUAGGCUUCGACACUUUUGUCGUGAUGCGCCACGGGCUGAAGAAGCCCCCCGUCAGUCAGAAUGUUUCUGCAGGAGGAGACUCUUCCUCUUCCGGUUCUUCUGCCUCGUCUUCGUCCUCCACACCAGCCGGCUCUGCAUCCUCUACGCCAGGAUCCUCUCUGUUCUCCAACAUCCCAGGGCAUAAGCUGGGCUGCUACUUUUGUAAUGAUGUUGUGGCACCAGGAGAUUCUACUAGGGACCGGACCCUGGAUCAGCAGUGCACAGUCAGCAGACCAGGUCUCGCCAUGAUUGCUGGAGCCUUGGCUGUUGAGAUGAUGGUGUCCAUCCUGCAGCACAGUGAGGGAGGCUAUGCAGUGGCCAGUAGUAGUGAUGACAGGAUGAAUGAACCUCCCACUUCUUUGGGUCUAGUGCCACAUCAGAUCCGAGGCUUUCUGUCGAGGUUCGACAAUGUCCUGCCUGCGAGCCUGGCUUUUGAUAAAUGCACUGCCUGCUCACCCACUGUCCUGGAACACUUUGAGAGAGAAGGUUUCAACUUCCUGUCCAAGGUUUUUAAUUCCUCCCACUCUUUCCUGGAAGACCUGACUGGACUAACACUCUUGCACCAGGAGACGCAGGCAGCAGAGAUUUGGGACAUGAGCGAUGACGAGAGCAUCUGAAGGACGAGAACAAGAACAAAACCCGGAGCCGCUGAACUGAACCCCCGCGGGGGCAAAGCGAGUGAGUCACCGACGGGUCAGUGGACAACAGUGAAUUAAACAGUCAUUAAAGUAUAUUCCCCCAGAAACAAGCUUCAUAAUAACUAUUUAAGACAUUUUGAUUCAGUGUAAGAGUUUAAAAAAUGAUCAGUGGCAGAAUAAUGUGAUUAAGAUGUAACAUCAGAAACAGGAUGGAGGCGGUUCGUUCACUCAGCUCUUUGAAACACUCCACAUUUCUAUUUUGUCUAUCUUUAAAUAUCUACUUCAGUCACAGGUUCACUGUCUCCAUCAGUGCAUGUAAUGGAUUUGCUGAAGAGCCUCUUGGCUUUGACGAACGACAUCUGCUCACUCGUUCAGUUUGAAGAAGAAAAAAAAAGAAGAAAACAGAGCUUUUGACCAUUUUAUGAAAAAUGCAAAAAAAACAAAAAAACACCGUCGUCGACAACUCUGCAAAUCCAUCCAUCUCCCUGUGGUGUUUACUAGUGACUGCGCUAUAUACAGUAGUUAAUACUAAAACCAGCUUUGUUUGUUUCUCUGAGAAAUCAUGCACAGAUGUUAAUGUACGAUUGCCACAAAUCAUGUACACGGCUUAGCAGUUUAAGCCGAAAGAACCAACAAUAGAAACAGAAGGUCUUCAUUUUCUUUAUGUGCUUGUCUGUAUAUUCUUUCUUUUUUUAUUCACUCUGUGCCCUGUGUUUGAUCUGCUAGCAUAAUAUUUUAAAAAGCAGCUGCUUGGAGACUUAAAGACGGUGAUUAGUGCAAUUUUGAAAUAAGACACUGAAGUCUAAAUUGGGAGGAAAGUGAAGAAUUUACAAAUACAAUUACACUGUUUAGACGUUCGCCUCCAGAUUUAUCCUCACGCGGGAUUAAACUCAGGAUUCAGACUGUUCAUAAUUAUCCGAGUGUUUGUUUUUUUUGGGCCCUAAUUCUGUUACGUUUUUACCAUGGAGCUAAAAUAAAGUGUGCGUCUUACACCAUUUA